AUGUCAGAUAUCCCGCCAGGCAGGACCAAACCCAAACCCGACAAGCGUGGGACACGGAAUUCUCUUUCCUGCGCCCAAUGUCGCCACAAACACAUUCGCUGCGACGGCCGUAAGCCCUUCUGCUCACGCUGUGCCAUAAAUGCAGUACAAUGUACUUAUCCUGUAUCACGGCGACGUGGAAAUCCAAAAUCGGCGAAACCCACGCUGUCACCUGUCAGAGAUAUCCAUGAAAACUCUACUAGCUUAUCGGUCCAAACCUCCACUGUCGGUUCUUCCUCUUCUGUCGCUCCUAACGGGGAAAUUGAAUCGUAUUCCACCUCGGCUUCCUCAUUUCUGAGUUUGUAUUACGAGUUCUUUCAUGCGGCCCAUCCAUGCGCCUUGCCUUUUCAAUUUUUUAAGACUCGUCUCAACGAGGCGAAAAUCCAGCCUCUCCUUCGAGUGAUGUGUUAUAUCGGAUCUAUUUUCGAUAUUUCCUGUCCAUCGCAGUUAUUAGAAUCAUGCGCCCAACGUGCUCAGGACUCAGUAGUCGGAAUCCGGUCAUCAAUCCAGCCUCUUACACCAUUUGAUGUUCAAGCUCUCUUGCUUUACUCUAUCGCUGUCUACUGGUGCAAUGAACCGGAAAGUGGCGUUGAGCUCCUUGAGGAAACAAUUCGCACGGCGGUAGCCCUUGGGAUGAACAAAACAGAAUUCGCUGAAAACUACGCAGAAGGCGACUCUGUACUAGAGGAAAGUUGGCGCCGCACUUGGUGGGUGAUUUAUAUAACCGAUGCCCACAUUGCUGGAUCUACCCAUACAUACCCGUUCCGAACAAACGGUAUUGAAAUCUCUACCGACCUUCCUUGUGAAGAAGAACAGUAUGAAAAAGGGGCCAUCCCAUCCCCACGCUCCGUAGAAGAUUAUGAGAACAGGGAAUUCCUCGGCGAAGAUGAAACUGAUUUUUCCUCCUAUGCGGAACUUAUUGGCUUGACCUACGGAAUUGAUCGGGCCUUAUCCCCAGGCAACAAUGCAGAUGAUCGAAUAUACACUACAAUGGCUGCUAGCGCUGACACUAGUGUUCGAGCGUGGUGCUCUCUUCUUUCUCCAAAAAAAAGACAAUUAAUUCGUCCCGAUGGAUCAUUUGAUGAGGUGAUGUUCAAAGCAUUCUUCAUCAUGCACACAUACACCGUUGAAAUUCAUCGACCGCUGUCAGCAUUGACUCAUAGCGCAGUCGAAUCCGUAUCACGCUGUGCUCCAUUGGCCCCGUCAGAAAAACUGAAAUGCAACAACGCGAAGGAACGCGACCUGCAUACUGUCAAAUGUACCCAGGCUAUCAACAGUAUUGAUGAACUGUUGACUCUACCAACUGAUAUGAAGAACCACUCUCCUUUCAUCAUUUGCAUGAUUGCAAAUGUGACCAUUGCACAUCUGUCGGCUUGCAGGUUUAUCUUUUCUGGGCACCGGCGAGCGAAGAGCCGGGAGAAGAUUCGGUUGACUAUGGGUACUUUGAAGCGCCUAAGUGAGCAUUGGACGCUAGGCAAACGGACCUAUCGUGAGAUUGGAAUUAUCGCCCGAGAAUUGUUAUCCCUCGCAAAAGACCCCCCCGUUAGUUUGGUCGCCAUUGACUUACCGCUUCCGGAUCCAACUUCACCUGACUUCGCGGCAUUGGACAUGUUACCUGACGCCGACUUUGACUUCUGUGCCUUUUUUGAUGCGGAUGCACCCAGUCUAACUGAAACGGGUUCCUUUAAUUUGCAGUAG
Molecule: messenger RNA, 1737 nt
Organism: Penicillium hordei
Lineage: Eukaryota; Fungi; Ascomycota; Eurotiomycetes; Eurotiales; Aspergillaceae
Product: Zn(II)2Cys6 transcription factor
Exons: 4
Coding region: 1-1737 (578 amino acids)
Biological process (GO): DNA-templated transcription; regulation of DNA-templated transcription
Molecular function (GO): zinc ion binding; DNA-binding transcription factor activity, RNA polymerase II-specific; DNA binding
Source: RefSeq, a predicted model, not a curated record